AUGGAUGAAUACGAUUUAAAUAGUAACAAUUGGUUUAACGAAAUGUUUGCAAUACGAGAUAAAUGGAUUCCUGCUUAUUUUCAGGAUUGCUACUUAUCAGGGUUAAUGCGAACGACAUCAAGAUCGGAAGGUGAAAAUUACUUCUACGGGUUGAUGACAAAUGCAGAUUUGCACUUAAUUGAGUAUGUCAGUCAUUUUGAAACGGCAAUGGAAGCACAACGUUUUUUUCAACGUAAAAACAAUCAUGACUCGCGUUACACGAAUCCUAAAAUUAUAACUAAAUUGCUUAUUGAAGAGGAGGCAGCUCAAACAUUCACACGAACUGUGUUCUUUGAAGUUCAAACAGAGAUAAUGGCAUCGAUGCUUACAUGCUACUCAAUUAAAGUAGUAGAAUAUGAUGGAAUAACUAAAUUCAGCAUCAAGGAUACCAACAAAGAUGUAAAACAUUUUGGUGAUUUUGAGGUUUCAUUCAUGAAAUCCGAUUGCACUGUUAGUUGCUCGUGUUUACGAUUCGAAUUAACUGGGUGUCUAUGUAGACACUGCUUUUAUGUAUUAAGGAUGUCGGGUGUGGAGCAUUUCCCUAAAAAAUAUGUUUCAAGAAGAUGGACAAAGGAUGUGGUGCCGAGAUCAGCAAGCGGAUAUAAUACGUGUCAGUUUCCUACAAAUGAUGCAAAUGAAGAUUUUAAAGCAAUGAUCCGGGACAUAUACUUUUCAGUUGAUUAUUGUGUUGAUCGGCUAGUUUCGAAUAUGGAAAAGCUGAAGUUAUAUAGACAGAAAGUAAAGGAGUUGACGAAAGAUGUUGAAGAAGAAACACGAAAUGCACGACCCAUGACGAACACAGCCUUCAUCGGAUCGGUACUUGGUGUUGAGAAGAGAGAUAAAGUAACGGUUAAAAUUCCAGAAGGAAUCAGAAACAAAGGUAGUGGCCCGAUAAAGAAAAGGAUGAUAGGACAAAAAGAGACUGCGAUUGUGAAUGCUAAAAAGGGUUCGAGAAAAUAUGGACGAUGCGGAAAGUAUGUUGAUCAUAAUGCUCGCACUUGCCAGCAAAAAGCUAUUGUUUCUACUUUUAAAUAG
Messenger RNA from Lactuca sativa (garden lettuce), 1074 nucleotides. RefSeq names its product protein FAR1-RELATED SEQUENCE 7. The record is from RefSeq and is a predicted model, not a curated record. Lineage: Eukaryota; Viridiplantae; Streptophyta; Magnoliopsida; Asterales; Asteraceae. Gene Ontology annotation, molecular function: zinc ion binding.